Suillus plorans is the source of this 676-nucleotide messenger RNA. RefSeq lists its product as uncharacterized. The record is from RefSeq and is a predicted model, not a curated record. Lineage: Eukaryota; Fungi; Basidiomycota; Agaricomycetes; Boletales; Suillaceae. The coding region runs from base 50 to 676 and encodes 208 amino acids. The transcript has 4 exons.
CCUGUAUUAGCCAUGUCUGCAUCUCAUGCAUCCACUUCUGGCACUCUGAAUGCCAGGAAGCCAUUACCGACCUCUGAAGCUGAGCCUUGCAACAAUUUCCUGCACAUUGGCAAUGGCUGGAUCGCGCGUCCGUGCAUGCAUCUCUCAAUAUCGGACGGAAGCUGCCAACAAUGGUCUAUCUGCUGACCGGAUCAAGUAUUUUAAAGCCGGGCUGCAAUGGGAGAUGAGUACAUUUGUCACACCACUCCUGCAGUACUCCGCUUCACAGAAUAUCGUGUCGGUUCUUCCGGUUCCGGAUGACGUCUUUUCAUUCCACCUCCUUUCAUUUCAUGAUGAGCCAAUUGCAGGACAUCCGUCCCGGAUUGUGUUCGCAUAUACAUGUCCAUGGUGGAGGGGAAACAACUGGAUCCCUGAUCAACCAUGGCAGUGGGAUGAAAUAAUGGCUUCCUGCGUCUCUCACUACCAGUAUUGGGCGCUUAAUGUUGAGGAUGAUGCUUUGGUACUUCCAGAGAAGUUGAAAAACACUUCGACUCCACCACUCAUGGGACUGAGGUUCAUCAAAGAACGCAUGGAAGCAUUGCUGGAGGAGCAAGAUCAGGGCAUCAAAGACAAGAUGGCAGAGGUGAAGAUGUACACUGACAUGUUAGAGAAAUUGAGGAAAGGCAAAGGAGUGUAG